AUGACAUGUAGAAACAUUCCAGUUGUGUAAAUUUCAGGACAAAAAUGUUGGUGCUGCUUCUAUCAUUUUUCUAAUUUUUAUGAAAUUAUGAUUCAAGUAUAUGACUUUUAUUUGCAACUGAAACAUCGCUAUUUGAUUUAUUUGAAGUGUGGAAGCUAUUAUCAAGUAUCGUUAUUGAAUAUGUAACCGGUAAUCCAUAAUUUUAUUUCACGUAAAUAUUUCAUUGUGAAUGGUACUGCUCAAAGGAAAUUCUUUUAUAUUUUAAUGAAAAGUAUAGAAACUUUUUGGACGUGAAUUGCAAGACAGGAAAGGUAUAUUUCAAUGGUCAAUGUUGGUAAACGAAGGGAAGUGUGAAUGGAGAGCAGUGGCGUGUUUGUGUGGCGGGAGUCCAAGUUUCGGGAGGUUAUGUUUGAAAUUUUUGUUGGUGCGUCUCAUUUGCGAAUUUAGUAUACCAAAACAUAAUAAAAAUUGUAGCCUUAAAAUGUCUUCCGAAGACAGUUAUGCGUCCUUUGUAAAUAACAGAAGUGGAACUGUUUCUCCUGGGAUAAAAACCCCCCUUCUGGAAAAGACUCUUCAACUGACACAAGUUGCGCACCGAGCGAAAUCAAACUUGAUGUGGGGUGCGGUAAAUGCAACGGGCCUUUCGUUUCUUAUAUAUGAUAUGUACUACACUUGUCCACAUUACACAUCGUUGGUCUAUUAUAUUGAAAUAUUUGUGGCUGUUGUGCUGGGACUGAAUACUCUCUAUCAUGCUGUAAGCUACAUAUGGAACACAGCUUGUGCUGAAUCUGUGACUGUAACUCCAGAGCAGAAAAAACUUCUAGGAGUAAAACAUUUAGAUUCAUUCAUCAAAGUUUCACAAAAACCUGCUACAGAGGACAAAGACAGUUCUCAACUGUCACAGUCAGGUCGGGGUUUGUCCUCAACUCGACUUAACUUCUCUGCUCUAAGCUGGCGUUCAUCUGGCAUGUCUCCAACGUUGAGUGAAAGAUCUAAUAUUUCUACUCCGUCAACAUCGUGGAACUUUUCACCUGGUUCACCUCCUGCCACAGAGACCAGCCCUGUUUCGCCAGACAAAGUCUCUUUUUACACUUCAUCACCAGUAGAUUUUAUUGAGAACGAACGUUCUCUGCAGCAGUAUUUAAAGGAUUAUGAAGUGAAGGAAAAGUGUGCUUCAGUUGGUGAAACAAUGGAACAACCAACAAACUUUCUGAGCUCGUAUUGGAAGACCCCUAGUAUGCGCAAGUCAGAAUUGUCACCAGUUUCAGGGCGUUAUGUAUACCAGUUGGCAACUCCUAGUCCAGUGCAGGUCUCAACCAGCCCCAGCAGUCAUCAAACUGAGGAGCCAGGAUCACCAUCAUCACUUCAGAAUAAAAAUCUGGAAGUUUGGCGCCGACUUAGUGUUGAUGUCAAAGUUCUUACCCAGUGGACUGCCAACCUUCGUAUGUGGAUAUCACAGACAGUACUUGACAGACUGGUUCGGGAGAUAUCAUCAGUGAAUGAAGCAUUUGCGCGUCAUGGUCUUGCUGACAUGCAGAUUGGUUCAGUGGGUUUGGAACGCUUAAAGAAAACUGCUCAGACAUUACCAGUUGUCCAAAACAUACCUACAUUGCCACUGAUUGUGCCAUUUCUAGAAGUUACGACUAACCAAGAAUAUCUAUUGGCUCGCAUCAAAGAACUUGCGAAAGGAGGAGCAAUGAGUGAGUUUCGGUGGAACAGUGGAGGAUCGUUCCAUGGCAAGGACUGGGAGGAACAUUUGCCCACAGAUUCAGCUGUGGUUAUGCAUUUGUUGGCAUCAUAUUUUGACUCACAGCUGCCUCCAUUGCCACACAAUCCUGAAGGAAGACCUUUUACAUCGCAGUAUUUUCUCAAAUCAACAGAGAAGUUACCAAAGGGAAAGACUUUCCCAAUUAUAAAUGAAGUCCAAACCAACCCUCCACACUAUGUCCUUAUGGUUGGAGAUGAGAAACUGGAACUAGCAAAGGGUCGCAACAACCUGUUCCAUACCAUACUGCUCUUCUUGCACCAGCUGAAGACGAGAGAACAUGGAAUGCUAGGACGAGUCAACUUGGGCCCCUCAGGAAUUAAUAUUCUUUGGGUUAUAGAUAGUUAGCAGUAUUAGAAUGACAGAAAAGAAAAAUAAUUGUCAAUGUGAUAUGACUGUCAGACCUUUAUUUGGUCAGAAUACUUGGACUGUAUUCGUUUCUGAGAAAUGUGCCUGAUAUUGCCAGUUCAUAAAAAAAAAAAAGGAAGAGGAGAAAAAGGAAGUUGCGGAGUCUGAAAUGAAACCUGUAAUUGAAUAUAUUUCUGAUAUCUGUAGGCCUUAUUUAUGCUGAUCUGUGCACUGUAAUAUGCAAUUGUAAAACAGUUACAGGAAACACUAAAACUAAAGAAAUGAGAAACUAAACCACGUUGUUUCCAAAGAGUAGAGUAUUAACAAACACUAAUACUGUACACAUUAUUACAUUGUCUAUGUAAAACAAAUUGCUCAUUUGAAAUCAAAAUAUAUUUUGAUUUUUUACAAUGUA
Schistocerca gregaria is the source of this 2528-nucleotide messenger RNA. RefSeq names its product transmembrane protein 209. The coding region runs from base 329 to 2113 and encodes 594 amino acids. Gene Ontology annotation, cellular component: membrane. The transcript has 11 exons. Lineage: Eukaryota; Metazoa; Arthropoda; Insecta; Orthoptera; Acrididae. The record is from RefSeq and is a predicted model, not a curated record.